Molecule: messenger RNA, 618 nt
Organism: Acanthosepion pharaonis
Lineage: Eukaryota; Metazoa; Mollusca; Cephalopoda; Sepiida; Sepiidae
Source: the annotation of a GenBank genome assembly
AUGAUUCUUUUUAUCCUUAUUUUUGUGUUUUUUCUUUCAUUCUUUUUUCUUUCUUUCUUAGCUUGUUUAAUAUUUCUCUUUUUUAAUGCUUAUUUAUUUUUCUUCUUUCUUUAUCGUUCUUUCUUUCUUUUUAUUUUUUUUAUUUUUUAUUUCUUUAUUCCCAUUAUUUCAUUUGCUAACGAACGUUCUUUCUUUUUAUCGUUUUCUUUCUGUUUGUUCUUGUACUCAUUACUCAUUUUACUUUUUACUUUUCUUUAUCUCCUUUUUCAUUGCUUUAUUUUUUCUUUCUUUUUAUACUUAUUUUUCUUUCUUCUUUCUUUCUUUCUUUUUCUUUCUUUCUUUCUUUUUCUUUCUUUCAUUUGUUUUUCUUGUUUAUCAUUUUUUUUUCCUUUUUACACUUAUUUUCUUUCUUUCUUUUUUCUUUUUGUUUUCAACAUUUUUCCUUCUUUAUUUCUUCAUCUCUUAGCUUUCAUUCUUUUCGUUUUGUUUGCUUUUCUUUUUAUUCAAUAUUCAUUUUAUUUCUUCCUUUUCUUUUAUCGGUUUUUGCUUGAAAAAUUAUUCUUUCUUUUCACACGUAUUUUAUUCCUUCUUUAUUUUUUAUCUUUGUUUCUUUCUUGA